ACAAUUCAUUUUUCCCGUGAAUUUUUCUGGUAAACAACUCUUCUCUACUUUGCUCUCUACUUUUCAACCUCCUAUUUUGAAGCUUUCUCUUUUUCCUUCAUGGAAUUUACGCAGUGAAUAAUAUAAAGCUGGGAAAGUUCUGAUAAUGGGUACGCGACACUCUUAUUUUUUGCUCCGGGUGAAAAAGUUUGCCCUCCCAUUUCCUGUGCGCUCGUACUACGUCAGUUCGCUUCCACGUGGCACAGAGACGCAACCCAAAAUGUUUUACUCUGGCAGUGAGCACUGUGCUGUUUCAGAAAUUUUGUCUCUUACAAUUUCGUGAUGUGCAAAGGCCUUUUCAGCCUUCUAGUAUCUUGUCAGAUACUCUUCCUUGUUAUUCCGGAUGUUCUUCCUUUUAAUCCAAACACUCCUCAGUUUGUGGCAAACCGAAGGAAAAUGUUGGACUUGGUCGUCUACAACGACAAAUGCAACGAGCUCAAUCACCUCAGCAGAACAAUGGAGACGGCACAAAGUUGGCAUAAAAUAAUAAAACCCCGAAAGUACAGAAGAGCGCAAUCGAAGCUAAGGGAAUGGUACGCUGCUUUGUCGGUCGGUGAUGAGGCUUGCAAGGAGGCGCUUUACUUAUGGACCACACUUCCCGGUGACGAGAUGGCCAAGUGUGCCGGCGCUGUUUCACCGAUUUGUCAAAAUUACCCGGAAACAGGCUGGAUAUGCGGUGUCUAUUGGCAUGACGCGGACCGCAUUGAUCCCCCGUUAGAGUUUCCUUUCAAAUAUUGUCUUCAAAAGUCACUUGAGGUGGAUGCAGCCUUUCGCAAGGAAGAGGAGCCAGAUGUUGGUGCUGGCAGAUCACCUGGUCAUCAACGCCGGAAUUCUCCCAGUAGAGGCAGCAAGAACUCCGACAUGAGUGGUAGAAACCGACAAGAAAGUAGCAGAAGCUCUGAUAGCGAGGACAAGGCACCUAUCAAAAGCUACAGUUUAAUAACACAGUACAGCGAUGAUAGCAGCAGUAGCCAGAGGAGCCAAAGCAGUAGUAGUACAAAUAGCCAGAGGAGCAAACGCAGUAAUGGCAGAAAGAGCCAGAAGAGUAGAAGUCGAAAGAGGGAGAACUUCGAAGCAGAGAGGCAGGCUGUUGUUGUUGCUGCUGCUGCUGUUGCUGCGAGUGGUGCUCUAGACAAUGCCAAGGUAAAGAAGGAUGAGAAAGCCGACAAAAUGAGAAAUAAACAAAAAAUGGUUCAAGACUGGACGGACAGUGAUGGCGAAAAGUACUGGGGUACAGGCGGAGACGGUGAUUUAAAUACGGGCAACAGCCACCAGCAUGACGUCAAGAGUCCUGUUAGGGACUCACCUAGGGUUAGAAAAAGGGGGAGGGCCACCAGCUCUCCUAACAGCAGUCCUAACCGCGCCUUCAACGGUAACUCUUUAAACGUCAAGUUAAACAAACACUAUCCGGGGGAUGUAUCAAUCGAGCCAUAGGGUUGUUGUGAGCGGGUGACCCAUAGAGACCUAUCCUGCAAUGCCAAGUCUAAGAGCAGUAAAUCCAUAGUUUACCGUAGGUCCAAAAAAAAUAAAAAUAUAAAUAGUUAGGCUUGUUUCAAAAGAUAAGACGUAUUUUGAAUAGAAGCAAAAGUUGAAACUUUUAUGCGCCGAUGAUUAUGAGUGAAGUUGCGACAGCCUCAUGAAACCCCUUGCAUGAAACAUAGUAUGUUUUACUGCGUUUUACUGUAAGUUGGAAAUUCUGCAUUCUAACUGACUUACCAUGGUACUAUCUUGAUCAACAUCAAACUAUCUAUACGACGAGAGUUAACGUGGCAUUUCUGAAGGGGUAAACAUAGUUUUUGUGAAAGGCAAACUUUUGUAAACUAGUUUUUCACUCAUUUUCGAGCAAGUAAUUCUCAAAACCGGAGAGUACCUGAAUCACUAAAUACAAAAAGGGCACAAGUCCAAAAAACCAACUUGUUCAGGAGACACAAAAAACUGUUUAUUUCGUGGUAAAUAUUUUUCGGAAAGUCGUUAUGUAGUGAUUCACCUAUAAUUUUCAUUUAUUUAUUUAUUUAUUUAUUUAUCUAUUUAUUUAUUUAUCUAUUUUUGAAGAUGGUCUUUGGCGGAAAAGGCUAAAAGCUCAGAGCGAUAUCAACUCACUAAUUCAUCUGUCUUCAAAUUAUUAUUCAGAGUGUAACUUUUGAAUAUUCAUAAAAUUUCAUCGUCGUUUACUCACGUUUUCAGUUUUUUUUUAUCGGUUCAUGUACCUA
This is a messenger RNA of Bemisia tabaci, 2249 nucleotides long. RefSeq lists its product as uncharacterized. NCBI's taxonomy places the organism in Eukaryota, Metazoa, Arthropoda, Insecta, Hemiptera, Aleyrodidae. The record is from RefSeq and is a predicted model, not a curated record.